Molecule: messenger RNA, 5679 nt
Organism: Coregonus sp. 'balchen'
Lineage: Eukaryota; Metazoa; Chordata; Actinopteri; Salmoniformes; Salmonidae
Source: the annotation of a GenBank genome assembly
AUGAGAGCUUUCGUUCCUUUGAACCGGGCCACACUUGGACUUUUCUGGAGCUGCUUGAGUUUUCUAUACUGCGCUCAUUGUAGUUUAGGCGACAACCAUGUGCAUUCUAGUUUUAUUUACAGGAGAUUGCGUAACCAUGAACGGAGAGAGAUUCAGAGAGAGAUUCUCUCUAUUUUGGGUUUACCACAUCGUCCAAGGCCCUUUUCUCCAGGAAAACAAGCAUCUUCAGCACCCCUGUUCAUGCUUGACCUGUACAAUGCCAUGACUACUGAGGAAGAAGAAGGAUUGAGAACACAAGAGGUUAGAGGGAAAGGAUUCAGCGGGAAGGCUCAUGGAAACUCGCGUAAAGGGUACUACGGCUCUUCGCAGGGACACUCUCGUGUUUCGCAACCUUACCGCGCGGCUCCUCUGACGAGUCAAAGCCCUCCACUCACUACAUCUCACGACACCAACUUUCUAAACGAUGCUGAUAUGGUUAUGAGCUUUGUCAAUUUAGGUAAGCGAAUUGACUUGAGAAAGGUUUCAAGCUUGCUGAUUUGUGCCGUGCGAUGCGCGCCAGCACCCAAAAAUGGCAAAUAUUGUGGCCACUGAUUUAUCACAGUAUUUUUUAAGCCUUAGAACUAUGUCACAUGGCCUUCUCGCUACUCAUAUCUUAAUGUUUAGAUUUGUUUAUAUAUUAUAGGCCUAUUAUUUUUGUAUAUUGUCCAUAUGUCCUUCAAUGCUGCAAACGUACUUUUAACCAUGUUUUUAUUUUAUAUUAAAAAAAUUAAAUACCAGAUAGAUUCGUUAAAAUUCUAACUUAACAACAUUGGUUGAAUUAAAAUGAAUCCGUAUUUAUUUUUCUUGAAUUUGAUUGAAUUCAUUAGACUAAAAAUAAAAACCCUUAACAUGUUAAUCAAAUGUUCCUCCUACAGUAGCAUAUGCAUGGCUAUUAAUUUUGUUGCAGAAAAUGAUGAUAUUCAAUUCGAUUUCCAAUGAAUAGAAGUUGUAGGCUAUUCCUGUAGUAGCAGACCGUCAUUUCCCAUUUGUCACCUAUAGCAGGAACACACACUGUUCUCUUCAAGGUCACUGUGCUGUUUGUCUUAAUGCUGGACUUUUCAUGAUACUGUUGUUGAUGUUUCAAGUCUAUUUUGAUUUCAAUAUCAGUUUCUAUUUCAGUCUUUGAGAUGCCUGAUAUUAAUGUAAGACCAUAUUUACAAGGUCAAACAGUGGUAAAAGCACAAACAACCCACAUCUUAAAAGACCUUAUCCAUGCUCUUUGAAUAAGAUUUGAUUAAACAAGCUGUUUGUAUGGACAUUCUUGAAAUUCUCAUCUCUAUGGAGAUCUUGAAAUAUUCAACUGCAAUAUCAUGCUAAGUCUUGCUUCCACUAAAAUGCAUGACUUUUCUCUUAAACCUUCAUAUUUGACUGACCUAGGACAAUGGUUAUUUGACAAGGGGACAUCAAAAGCAUUCAGCAUGUUAGAUAUCCAGCACAUGCAUUUUGAAUGAAUAGAUGUUUAUCAAAGUACUUCAUAAGGCCCACAUUGGAGUAUUUAUAUGUUUUGAAAUGUGAAAAUGCAUUGUAGCCUAAAGAAAUGCAUUCUGGUAAGAAUGAUUAACACUAUGUUUCUUCAGUAGCUCUGACCUUUAUACCCGCAGUUCAUACUAACUUAUCAGAUGACUGUCUGGCCUUGGUUAAAUUGGCCUUAAUUACGUCCUGUUGUUAAAGAAAGGAAAGAGAUUGAGUGAGGGCUGCACAUAUUCUGCACUUAUUCCUCGUGGCAGUGGGUUUGGGAAGUAAGAUGUGAAAGCAAUAGCAUUGUUAAUUUGUCUUUGUGUCAUUUUUCAUUAAACAUUACAUCCCAAUGGAGAGUGAAAUGUAAUGUAUAUCCCAUUUAAGGGAUAGUACACCAGCUGUAAAAAAACAAAAACAAAAAAACGAUAAAGCCUAUGAUCCGUUGUUAUGGAGCUAGUGAAAUGUUAUACUUGCUUACAUGUGCCACUAUGAUAAACACAAACUACACUUACAGAUGUAGGAUCUUAAUUAAAUCACUCUUUUGUUGCUGAGAAUUUUCCUGCACUGCAGGAAAUGCAGAUGAGCUUUGUGAUUUACAUACAUUCACUGAAAACCCACACUAACACACGGUUAUAUUAACAGUAUUGCACUUUUCAUGUAGCCUACUUUUGGCCAGCUAAUAGCCUAACCACUGAUCAAGCAACAUUAUGGACUAAACAGUUCAAAUCCUGUUGCUGCAGGAUUAUUUUGCUGUGACAAUAUAGGUCAAAUUAAGCUCCUACAUCUAUACAGAGGACACAUCUACCAACAACUACAGUUACAGAGAACACAUUUAACAACAAAGAGGCUUAUAAGAAAUAUAGCUAAAGUGCUGUAUAGCGAAAGCAUGUAAAAGGUAUUUGUGUGAACAUGCUGUUGGAUGUAAAAUCCCUCACCUUGGCCUGUCCCAUCUGUUUGCACUUAGAGCUGCAUGGCAUGUUCACUGUCAGCCUUAAAUGCUCUGUGCUCUCAUUCUGGGGACAGUCAGUGGUAAAGUGUUCAAUGAGACUAUUUACACAAGUGUUACUACUACAGCAAUAAUGGACUUAACUACACUAAUGCUACUACUAACUCCUAUAAUACUACUACUAUUAAUGAUUAUUAGGCCAUUUACGUGAGGUAUUCACAAAAAUGCAUAUUCACUCUUGUCGACAUUACGAUGAGCAAUUAGACAAAAUAUGUAUCAUUUGUCUAGUUCCUCUUCUUCCAAAUUGUCAUCAAAGUUUAUUCACUGAAACUGUUACAUGUCAAGUAGCCUAAGAGGCAGACCCUUUUUAGUGAGUCAAACCACCCUCCGAAUGAAUCUGCAGCUAUCUGACACUUGAAAUACUAUAUACUCAACCUCACUUCUGCUUCACGUUACUGACUAUAGCUAAUCAUGGAGCAAGUCCAUUCUGUAACAGGACGGCCUGACCCAUGGCCUGUGUGUGUUAAGGAACCACAGACUUUCACUGUGGAUAGACUAUCAGUGAAAUGGACUCACUGGCUGUAUAAUUUCACUGGCUGUGCCAGAACACUAACACACCUCAACCUCGAUGCUUUUGUGUGCUGUUUAGCAAGUGUUGGAUGGUUAGCUGUCACUUUGUGUCUUCUUGACUGCAUGAUGACAUCCCUUUGAUUGCAGACAGGGUUCAAAAAGAGGUCUGCUCUUCUUUGUUUGUCAAGUGUAACUCUCAGUCAUAUACUAUAGUACAGAUGUACCAUCUUAAUUUUAUCUCUCUUUUUGUUGCUGAUAAUUUUCCUGUACCGCAGGAAAUGCAGAUGAGCUUCGUGAUUUACAUAAAUUCACUAUUGCACUUUUCAUGUAGCUUACUUUUGGCCAGCUAAUAGCCUAACCACUGAUACACAACAUUAUGGACUAAACGUUCAAAUGCUGUUGCUGCAGGAUUAUUUUGCUAUGACAAUCAGUGGAGGCUCCUCAGAGGAGGAAGGGGAGGACCAUCCUACUCAGUGAAUUUCAGAAAAAUACAAAUAGUGAAACAUUAAAAAAGUUUUCAUUUUUAGAUAAAACUAGACUAAAUAUAUUCAAGUCACCAAACUUCUUACGACAAGCUGUUUAGCAAUGAAGGUCUACAGUAGCCUUAACAGCACCCUCUACUGUAGCAACAUGGUGUAGCCGGAGGACAGCUAUUUUCCAUCCUCCUCUGGUUAUAUUGACAUGAGUACAAAACAUAGGAGGCUCAUGGUUCUCACCCCCUUUCAUAGACUUAGACAGUAAUAAUGACGACUUCAUAAUUACCUACCAGUGCUCUUGCAGUACGAACUGACAUGUUGGCCAUCCAAUCAAAGGAUCAGAUAAUUUAUCUAGUAGCCUACUGAAAGCAUAAGCUACAGCUAGCUAGUACUGCAGUGCAUAAAGUGUGGUGAGUAGUUGACUUAAAAAGAGAGAGAAAGACAAUAGUUGAACAGUUUUGAACAAAUUCAUUUCUUCAAAAAUUAAGGAGAAGCAGCAGAGAGACAGAGAGAGAGAGAUAUUUCGUUGUAUUUUUCCUUUCACUUACUUAGGUAAUGCAGCUAAUUUAGCCUGCUCAACAUCCUGACUCAAACAUUGAGGAAUGCUAGCUAGCUAUUUACUGUAUGUUAGCUAGCUGGCUAAAGUGUAAAUCAUAGUCCACAGAUGCUGAGAUGCGAUAGUCCGGCGUCCCAUUGUGACAUAGCUACGGGGCUCCGGUACCUCUAUUCAUUUGAUUGUAUUGACAGUUGGAGAAAUAGCUUGAGCUGAGAAUGAGAAAAGUAUGAUUGUACAUAUGGAUUGGAUUGUGGGUUUACUAACGCGUUAGUUCUAGUUUGUUGACUAUAACGUUAAUAUGGUGACAACGAUGUAGGCUGUUUAGCAGUUAGAAGUUAUGGUAUCAAGGUUUGGCUUGGAGAGGUUUUUGUGCCAGGUCACAGCUAUUGUGUUGUGCACUGAAGUCCACAAUCAAAGGCAAAAGGUGAGAGGAGGAGAAACGUUUUGAAACUAUUUGGACUAAUGAUUACACACCAGAUCAGCUAGAUGCAGGCAAGAGUGUGCAAGGCAGUAUUGAAUGUGUCACUGUCUGUCAUCUUGAUUACUCCAAUUUGUCUCUCGACCUGUGCACCAACGCUAAAAACUUUCAUUUGCAGGCUAGGUUGUAGCAGCCUCAUGAUGGGUAAAGGGCAAAUUAGAAUAUCAUCCAAUAUGCUGUAAUAUAAAUAAGACCAUGCUCAUAAAAAUUUUUUUUGUCCUCCCUAAUCUUAAACGGCAUGACCGCCACUGGUGACAAUAUUAGUCAAAUUAAGAUCCUACACCUGCAUUUAUCAUUUCUGUAAAUUGUUAAUGUGCACAUUUUAUAUUGUCCUCCUAUGAAACAAGUUUAAAUAGAUAUGUCAGGCAAAGAUAACUGAAUAUAGGUUUCUUCUAUCAAACACGGACAAUAUGUUGUAUAGGAACUACAGGACAUCCAUAUUAGGUUGGAAAAUGAGGUCAAAGCAGUCACUCAAAUCGUUUACUGAAAUAAUGUUUAAAAAAAAGGCUGUCUGGUCUCUUUUUCUCACGCGGAGGGGCAGACGAAAGUGUCUUUCAAUUAUUGAAAUCAGCCUGUUAUUCAUAACUGACAGCACUUUCAUCAUCGGCAGAGAAUGUAGUUCCUCUCACAGUGGAGGGCUUGUCUGGAAACUGCUACUUGUACUCAGUUGACUGAUUGAAUGGACUGGUGCUUUUGUUGGGAGACAAAAUGUUUGGAUUGGCUUUUGGAAUGUGAAAAGUUUACAUAAAUUACAUUUUUUUCAGUUAGGUAGGUUACUGCUGUUACACCACAUUCUGUCGCUUUGCAACACAUUUUUGAUCUAUUGUGGAUCAGGGAAGAAGAUAUCAGUAAUAAUAAUCACUGCUCUGAAUAAGGUUUAUGCAUUGCAUCUCAGCAUGUUAUGCAGUUAUGCAAGUCCUCUAUUUAGUCCUCAUUGACCAUAUUGUCUUCUUUUUCAGUGGAGAAAGACAAAGAUUUCUCCCAUCAGCGAAGACACUACAAGGAGUUCCGUUUCGACCUGACUCAGAUCCCAGAGGGGGAGGUGGUGACUGCUGCUGAGUUUCGGAUCUAUAAAGAUGGCAGUCCUGCCCGCUAUGAGAACAUUACCCUGAAGGUCACCAUCCACCAGGUCAUCAAGGAAUAUCAAAACAAGUAA